Hirundo rustica (Barn swallow) is the source of this 1767-nucleotide messenger RNA. It is a transcript of the gene SLC13A2, whose product is annotated as solute carrier family 13 member 2. The transcript has 12 exons. The record is from RefSeq and is a predicted model, not a curated record. Bases 1 to 1767 code for a protein of 588 amino acids. Gene Ontology annotation, biological process: monoatomic anion transmembrane transport. Gene Ontology annotation, cellular component: membrane. Gene Ontology annotation, molecular function: transmembrane transporter activity. NCBI's taxonomy places the organism in Eukaryota, Metazoa, Chordata, Aves, Passeriformes, Hirundinidae.
AUGGCUUGCUCCUGGCAGGCAGUGCUGGCCUGCAGGAAAUACCUCAUCAUCAUCCUGGUGCCCCUCGUGUUCCUCCCUCUGCCUCUGGUGCUGCCUACCAAGGAGGCACUGUGUGGCUAUGUGAUCAUAGUGAUGGCACUUUUCUGGUGCACAGAGGCCCUGCCUUUGGCUGUCACAGCUCUCCUGCCCGUCCUGCUCUUCCCACUGAUGAAUAUCAUGGAUUCAACAACAGUCUGCCGGGAGUACCUCAAGGACACCAACAUGCUCUUUUUGGGGGGCCUGAUCAUGGCCAUUGCCAUCGAGAGCUGGAACCUGCACAAGCGAGUGGCUCUGAGGGUGCUGCUCACCACCGGUGUCAGGCCAGCCCUACUCCUGAUGGGUUUCAUGGUGGUGACAGCCUUCCUGUCCAUGUGGAUCAGCAACACGGCCACCACUGCCAUGAUGCUCCCCAUAGCACAGGCGGUGAUGGAGCAGCUGCACAAGUCAGACCUGGAGUCUGCGGCCACUGGCCAAGUGUCUGAGCACCAACACACCAACAAAGCCUUUGAGCUGCAGGAAAAGUCUCCUGAUGGCUUCACAGAAGCGGAGGAAAAAGGUAAUUCUCAUGUCCUGACGGUCGAGGAAGGGACGAAGAGAGCUGAAACUGAGAAGAAGCACUCAGAUCUCUCCAAGGGAAUGUCCCUCUGUAUUUGUUACUCAUCCAGCAUCGGAGGGAUCGCCACUCUGACUGGGACAACACCAAACCUGGUGCUGCAAGGACAAAUUAAUGACAUCUAUAAGGACAACGGUGGCAUCAUCAACUUCGCCUCCUGGUUCUCCUUCGCCUUCCCCACCAUGCUGGUGCUGCUGAUUUUGGCCUGGAUUUGGCUGCAGGUCCUCUACUUGGGCUUCAAUUUUAAGAAGAAUUUUGGUUGCAGUGCCAGUCCUGCCGCCAAGGCUAAGGAGAAACAGGCCUACGAAAUCAUCAAGGAAGAAAGCAGGAAGCUGGGCAAAAUGAAAUUUGCAGAAAUAGAAGUUUUGAUCCUCUUCAUUCUCCUGGUGGUGCUGUGGUUUACAAGAGAACCUGGCUUCUUCCCGGGCUGGGCAACAGUUCUCUUCAGCAAAGACGGUACAAGCUACGUCACUGACGCUACAGUCGCGCUCUUCAUUUCAAUUUUGCUCUUCAUCCUCCCUUCUGGCUUUUCCAACCAGGACAGAGACGAAGAGCAAACGGGGGGCAGGGCGAAGUUCCGGGCUCCUCCAGCUCUCCUGGAGUGGAAAGUCGUUCAGGAGAAGAUGCCAUGGAACAUCCUGUUCCUGCUGGGAGGUGGCUUUGCCUUGGCCAAAGGCAGCGAGGAGUCUGGUCUGUCUGCAUGGCUGGGUGCCCAGCUGACCCCCCUGGAGAGCAUCCCUUACCCGGCCAUUGCCUUCAUCCUGUGCCUCCUCAUCGCCACCUUCACCGAGUGCACCAGCAACGUGGCCACCACCACGCUCUUCCUCCCCAUCCUGGCUUCCAUGGCUGAAGCAAUUUGCAUCAACCCCCUCUAUGUCAUGCUGCCCUGCACACUCUCUGCGUCGCUGGCCUUCAUGCUCCCCGUGGCAACUCCUCCCAACGCCAUUGUCUUCUCCUAUGGACAGCUCAGGGUUAUUGAUAUGGCCAAAGCUGGGUUUGUACUCAACAUUCUGGGAGUUCUGAGCAUAACUCUGGCCAUCAACACCUGGGGUUCAUCCUUGUUCCAGCUGCAAACAUUCCCAUCGUGGGCAAACAGGACAGGGACGUGUCUGUAA